AUGACCAGUGUGGUGAGGAGAGAAGAGCAUCCGGGUUUUCCAGCAAGCAAUGUUCAUGUAUACAGAAAUGGGCGUUAUCAGAGGCCAGCGGGACAACAGGGACAACAGAGAGAGGGAGGCUUUGCGCUCUUUGUCCAGCUGCUGCCCAUCGUCAUCCUGGUGGUUGUGUCAGCUCUCAGUCAGAUGAUGGUCUCCACUGCCCCCUACAGCCUCAGCUUCAGGCCGUCUAUUGGACACACCCACAAGAGGUACACGGAGACCUUGAGGGUGCCGUACUAUGUGGGAGACCACUUCUCCAGGGAGUACAACGGACUGAAUCUGAAGACUGUGGAGAGGAGUGUGGAGGAUGACUACAUCUCCAACCUCAGAAACAACUGCUGGAAGGAGAAACAACAGAAGGAGGGRCUGCUGUAUCGAGCUCGCUAUUUUGGAGACAAUGAGUUGUACCAGAGGGCUCAGAAGAUGGGGACACCGAGCUGCUCCAGGCUGUCUGACAUCUCUGUUUCCUUAGGUGGUUAAAUAUAAAGGAAGGCUGUUGAUCGCCACACUGAUAGGUAGUUAUCCGAAACCGCAAAAACAAUUUUAUUGCCUGUAAAUACGUACGCUUUUCAACAUUCGGGACUGUGACUUCACUGCACACCAAACUCGGACAGAUCUCCUUGAGUUGGAGAUCUCGUAUGGCGAAGAAGAAGAGAAUGACCUAAAGUCUUGUUGAGGAAGAAUGAAUACCCUCUUUGUUGAUGAUCAUGGUGAUGUGUCAUGAAGUGACUGUGCUCUGUUACAAGCUGACUGUUUUACAAAUGCACUGUUAGGGACUCCUGCUUUUUACCCUCUUACGUCCUAAAUGGCACACUAUUCUAUAUAGUGCACUAUUUUUUUUUUUACCUGGGCCCAUAGGGCUUCUGGUCAGUGCAGCAUAUAGAGAAUAGUGUGCUAUUUGGGAGGCACCUCAAGUCAGAUGAUGUAAGGCGGCGUUAAAUCAGGAAAUACUCAGAUCAGAAGUGGUUCAUUAUACAUGUCCUCCUUUAGCAAUUGAUACUUCCGAGAUAUUCAUCUUUUAUUUCAAUAUGGCGAAAACAUUGAAGAAUGGUUAAGACCAAUUGAAGCUGAUGGCAGUUGAGUUUCCUGAUUUAUACUUUAUAUGUAAAUUAUGAUUUUUACUAUGCAGGGAUUAUAUUUAUAUAUUCUCCUAUCAGAGUCAGUAAGGUAAACAUACACCUCUCAAGACAUGUACUGAGCAAUUUUGAUUUUGCAGACCUAUGUAUUUACAAUGAGUGAACCCAGUGAAUGAGAAAGUAAUUUAUUUAUUGUUGGAAUUCUAAAAUAUCAAAUGUUUUUAUUCAAGAUUUUCUUCAUUAGAACACAGCGUCUAUCUAAUAAAGUAGGUCUUGCUCACGAUGACACGUCCAUAUUAUGUUUUUACUCAAACAGGGAAAAUAAACAUUCUACGUGCCCCAUC
Messenger RNA from Salvelinus sp. IW2-2015, 1459 nucleotides. The record is from RefSeq and is a predicted model, not a curated record. Lineage: Eukaryota; Metazoa; Chordata; Actinopteri; Salmoniformes; Salmonidae.